Molecule: messenger RNA, 636 nt
Organism: Haemonchus placei
Lineage: Eukaryota; Metazoa; Nematoda; Chromadorea; Rhabditida; Trichostrongylidae
Source: the annotation of a GenBank genome assembly
AUGCGAUUUAUUUUGGUAUUCUGCUCAUUCUUACACUUCGCGAAUGGCCAAUUUGCUGAGAUCGCUUCUAUAGCCACAUCCUUACUGGGGUCAGGACUCGGUCCAGCGCUUGGAGGAGUUUCGAGUGCAGGAUCGGCUGCAGCACCGGGAGCCCUCGGUGCAUUGUCACAGAUCGGACAGCUGUAUCAACUCGCUCAAGGCGCAUUACAACUGACCGGCACUGGUGUUGGCGUGCUUAAUCAAGCUUCGGAAGGCAACUGGUUCCCAGCUGCCCUCGAAACAGCGUCGAAAAGCGCGAGUGAUGUAGUGGCAAGUGGCCCACCACCACACACGAUCCAACCCCAUACUGAUACUUACCCAGGCCAACCGAGUUUCCCUCUCGGGUUGGUCAAUUGGUACUACAGUGCGUUCCAUAAUUAUAAGCUCUUCUGUGCUCUGGAACUGACGGUUAUUCGCAUAAACCUGUCUGUCUAUUAUGCCCGAGAUAUUUUCCAUCGGAUUGAGAUCGGGACUGCAGGCUUGCCAUGGCAGGACGUCUAUUUAUUGGCAUUGCAGCCACUCAUCCGCUGCACGGCUUACAUGAAUGUAGGAGAUGUCUUGUUGAAAGACAUAGUUGAGGUGACGGCGAUGGCAUAG